Molecule: messenger RNA, 4686 nt
Organism: Bactrocera tryoni
Lineage: Eukaryota; Metazoa; Arthropoda; Insecta; Diptera; Tephritidae
Gene: pain
Product: transient receptor potential cation channel protein painless
Exons: 7
Coding region: 649-3429 (926 amino acids)
Biological process (GO): transmembrane transport; monoatomic ion transport
Cellular component (GO): membrane
Molecular function (GO): monoatomic ion channel activity; protein binding
Source: RefSeq, a predicted model, not a curated record
UUGUGCAUUGCGGAUCGGUAGUAGAAAAGCGUUCGCUGACGCGGUUAAACGAAGUGAUCGCUGUUUUACGAUUGUGUUGUAGUAGUUGUGAUUGAAGCUAAGCUUAAUUGAAGAACUUAAAAACGCGAGAGAGUUGUAUAAAAAAGAAAGCACACAGCGCUAUGCCUCUAUAAAGAGCAAAGACUCGGCAAAGCCUUUCGGUUAAAUUGAAUUGAAUGUACAAUCAUUGUUGCAAAGUUGCAACCACAAGGAAAAAAAAAACAAAAAAAGAACAGUUAUAAGUAAACUGACAUAACUAGCACGACAUCAAGUUACUUAAAAAAAGCCCUUCAUACAAAGAGAGUAUCUAUAUAUCAAGUCUGCUAUGAUAUCGUAUACAUAUAUCAGACAAUGAUAAAGGAGUACGCAACUUAUUCAAUUGCGAUAUCGGUUCAAAAUUCGCACCUUUCUAACAUUUUAAUUCGUUGCCAGAUCGAAUCGAAAGCCCAAAGUUUUGGGCAUUUACAACAUCCUACGAAAUCGGUUUACGAUUAAGUUGCUAAAAGACAAUUUCCAAAGUCGGGUACGUGAUUGCGCUAUCAGCUUCCAAUGACAUGAGAGAUUGAUAGACCAUUUGUCAGCACAAUUGGGAAUUGACGAAUUGACAAAAUGUCCAAUAAACCAUACAGUGCGAUCAGUAUAACCAAUUGCGGAUUGGAUGACCCACAGAGCGAGCUGGGUGCCGCCUUUGCUAAUAACAACCUAAAAGAAUUUCGAAUUGCUCUCGAUAAAGGUGCAAGCCCGACUAGAUGUGAUGAUAAACAUUUCAGCGUCUUUGAAUUAGCUCUGAAAACGCGUGGCCGCGCUGCAUUUGUAGAGCAAUGUUUAAAUCAUGGUUGCAGUCCUAAUCAUUUAAACCAACAUUGGAAGAAAUCAGCAAUCAGUUUUGCCGCAGAUUCCCUGGAUCCAGAAAUUCUCAAUAUACUCCUGCGUAACAAAGAUGUACAAGUAGAUCGACCCUAUGCCAAACUUACACCUCUUAAUACACUCGCCAAAAAAUUGACUACGGAGAAUCAGAACGAUGUAUUCGCUUGCAUUAAACUUCUUCUAGAAUAUGGCGCCUCACCCAACAAGCCGGACGACCGUGAAAUGACGCCAUUGAACUAUAUUUUGAAAAAUAAAAAGCUGGACAGUCAAAUUAGGCGAGAACUUGUUGAACUUUUUACUUCUCAGCAAGAUUUAGAUGUCGAUAGCUUUCGAGAUGGCGAAGUACGUGAAUUGUUGAACCGUGAUUACCCCGAAAUGUUGACAAAAUUGAGUGCAGUCGAAGUAAGCUUAGAUAGGCUUAUUUCACUCCUUCGUAAUGGUAACGAAGAGGAAUUUGUCCAACAAUUUCCAAAAUUCAAAGCCAGAAUGAUUGAAAAAGAUAACAAUGCGAAUGAAGUAGAGAAGCAAGAACUUCAGCUAUUCAUAGAGACGAUAAAGCGCGGUACACACAAAGCAUUUGAUUUGUUCUUGAAUUACAACGCGAAUAUAAAUGGCACCUUAGAUAAUCAAACACCCAUACAUAUUGCCACAAUUUUUGGUAAUUGGCGAGCUCUAAAAAUAUUAUUAGAACAUAAUGAUCUCAAGUUGCGCCGACAGGAUCAAUUAUUAAUCACUGUUAUUAGUCACUUAGGCGAUGAGCCAUUAUACGAUUUUGUCAAUUACGAGAAAUGUCUUUCCUUUCUACUAAAUUCGGAUCGCAUUGAUGUGAAUGAGACAGAUCCCAGUGGCUCAACACCACUUCACUAUGCCGUCAAGUAUCGCAAUCGCUUAGUUAUCCAAGAAUUACUACGUCAUGGUGCCUACAUUGGCAUGCGCAGCUCCUUUAAUGAUUUGCCCAUCGAUGGAAUAUACCCGGAAGUGUUGGAGGAACACUUUGAUAAUUGUAUCACUACAAAUGGUUAUAAGCCUGGUGAUAGUGACUUUGAAAUAUUAGUCAAUUUUAAGAAUCUCAUUGCACAUCCGCGCUUGAGUCAUGCAACGAAAUUGCGUGCACAAAACUUCCACGAAGAGAUGCCACCGAUUGCGUAUAUUGCUGAAUCAAAAGAACAUCGCCAUUUGCUACAACACCCACUUAUCACCAGUUUUUUGUUCCUCAAAUGGCAUCGUUUAUCUGUCAUCUUUUAUAUUAAUUUUCUCUUAUACUUCUGUUUUGCCCUAAGCAUUAUAAUACACACCAUACUGAAAUUUCGAGAAAGCGAAUACGAAGCUCUAACUGUGUUAUUCGGACUCUUCUCAUGGGUUGGCAUUAUUUACCUCCUUAUGCGCGAAAUAAUACAAUUUGUUUUGGCUCCAUUAAAAUAUUUCCGUUCGGCAAUUAAUUUUAUGGAAGUGGCACUUAUUAUAUUUUCCAUACUGACUUGUACCGAAUCCAGCUAUAACCGCGAAACCCAGAGAGUAAUAGCUGUAUUCACGAUACUCCUCGUCGCUAUGGAGCUUUGCUUGUUGGUGGGUUCAUUGCCAGUUCUUUCCAUCUCUACACAUAUGCUAAUGCUGCGUGCCGUAUUAAAGAGCUUUAUCAAGAGUUUUGCUCUUUACUCAAUAUUCGUAAUUACAUUCAGUUUGUGCUUCUAUAUUCUGUUUGGCAAAUCAUCGGAAGUCAACGAUAUUACGAACGGCACCGACGCCGUUAGUGAUGGCGGAGAGUUCAACAAAUUUGCAAACCCAUUUACAGCGGUUAUCAAAACUAUUGUAAUGUUGACAGGUGAAUUCGAUGCUGGGGAUAUUGAAUUUGAUACCGUUUACAGCUAUUUGAUAUUCUUAAUGUUCGUGGUAUUCAUGUCAAUUGUGCUUUUCAACUUGCUCAAUGGUCUUGCUGUUAGCGACACACAGGCCAUUAAAGCGCAAGCUGAACUAAACGGUUCCAUUUGUCGGACGCUUCUACUCACACGCUACGAACAAGUCCUGACUGGACGCACCGGACAUGCCAGUUUCAUCAUUAAACAUGAACCGUUCCGCACAAUAUGCCGCCGCUUAAUGAAUCUCGAUUCCAAUUAUAUUGUUGGCAGACAAAUCGCCAUUCUACCGAAUGACCACAAUAAAGUAUUCGUCGGUGUGGCCAACGGAGAUGUCAGUGUAGAAUCGAAAUACAAUUUCGCCCGGACUAGUGAGGUUCGCAACUCGAAAUCACAAUUUUUACCAUUUUCAGAAGAAAAUACCAAUCAUCAGAAAAAGUUGCUUGAUGCACCCGUUGCAUUCUUGCCCUGCUGCUGCACCUGCAUUACCGGAAGAUGCUCUGAAAUGGAUAGUCGCACUGUAAAAUUGGCUAUGGCAGUAAUCGAACGAAAAAACACAUCACAAGAAGAUAAGAUGCGUGAAGCGAAUACGGAAAGAAGACUGAAGAAUAUAGAGGAACGAUUGGCACAGAUGACGGAGCUACUGCGGAAAUUAAGUCAAGAACAAUAAAGAUGCCAGUUCAAAGUUGAUAUCAUUAUCAGUGGUUGCUAUAUUAACUUUUCUAAUAAUUGUGCAAACUUUGAGUGUCCUUAGGGUUAUUUAUUCAAGAUUUUUUUUAACAAAUACGCAUGUAUCAAAAUAUUUAUGAUAACUUCUAAUGCAAAAUAUGUAAAAUGUCCAAAGUAAUAAGUGAAUGUGUAUGCAAGCAUAACAAGUGUGCGGUGCCUUGUGCUGAGAGGACCCGACGUUGCGUUAGAUAGAAAUGAUUCCACUUAAACAGCAUUUUGUUAGUAGAUAAAAAACUGAACAAUUCUGUCCACAAUAACAAAGAUAAGAAUGUUGCAACUCAAAGUUCGAUUGAUUUUACAACAUCCCCUGGGAGUAUAAAGCUGAUUCAAAACACCUUUUAACACACUUGACUUUCUUACUGCUUCUAGCAUUCCAAAACCCCCAAAAGCAAAUUCACUCAACAUUUUUACAAUUUCAGUAGACCAAACUACGUGCAUAUUGAUGGCAAGAGGACACUUGUAGAAGAAAGUUUUGAAAUGAAAGAAAAUGUCUAAGUGUGUUGCAGUAUUUGUCUGCCCAUUUUCGUUUAAAUGUUUAACCAAAUUUUUGAAGCAACAUCGAAUGUAAAAUAAAUCUACAUUUUUGGUAAUAAUUUUUUAUUAAAAUUCAAUACAAUUUACAAAACUGAUACAUUAUGUAUGUAAAAACAUUCUUACCUUUCUAUUUGUAAAUCCCUUCUACCAAAAGUUAUUUUUUCUUCCAUUUUAUUGUUUCUCAAUUUGUUUUAUAAAUGUUUGAAGAUUGUAUUUUACUCGUUUACCACCUAUGUUGCAUUCUGACGCAUCUUAACGUGUUUAUAUGUGUUGUAACAUUUAUUAUAUAUUAUUUUCAACUCAAAAAAACAUCAUUGUUGCUCUUUACUUCUGCUUUUUCAGUAAUCUUCGUAGUUUGGCAAAACGCAUUGUAAAUACAAAUACGUUUUGACUUAAUACUAUAUACUUGUACGUUCUUGUUUCACAUUUAGUAAGAAGUUUGCAGUAUAUUUGACAUCAAGUUCAGUGAUACUUAAUAAUCUUGUCUCAGGUUUCCUUCAAAUUAGUAGGUACGGAAAAUUUCAUAUUCACUUUAGACAUUUGAAUUAUAUUGUUUAGACGGACGUACGUUUGUAUAUAUGUUAACCUUAUUGUAAUAAUUCGUUAAAUAGUGAACUUCUACUGACAAUGGUAUAAAUAUAUGACUUUGAUACCUACAAAACUA